Molecule: messenger RNA, 1573 nt
Organism: Ostrinia furnacalis (Asian corn borer)
Lineage: Eukaryota; Metazoa; Arthropoda; Insecta; Lepidoptera; Crambidae
Gene: nero
Product: deoxyhypusine hydroxylase nero
Exons: 4
Coding region: 68-985 (305 amino acids)
Biological process (GO): peptidyl-hypusine biosynthetic process
Molecular function (GO): deoxyhypusine monooxygenase activity
Source: RefSeq, a predicted model, not a curated record
AACUCCCCGUGCCGUGUUGUGUUUCGAACACGUUUUUCUGUGAUUUAUUAGAAAUAAUAAUUAAACCAUGUCUAACAUUGGCGAGCAAGAGCUAAUAAACAUUGGAAAAGUCCUAAACGAUCCGUCUAGGCCCAUGAAGGAGCGCUUUAGGGCAUUAUUCACUCUAAGAAACUUAGGCGGCGAAACAGCUAUAAAAUGUAUCAGUGAUUGUUUUACAGAUGAAUCUGUGCUUUUAAAACACGAAUUGGCUUAUUGCCUAGGCCAAAUGCUGGAUAAAAGGGCCAUUCCAGUGCUGAGAAGCGUUUUAGAGGACAAAAACCAAGACCCCAUAGUUCGUCAUGAGGCAGGUGAAGCCCUUGGAGCUAUAGGUGACCCGAAUCUCCGAGAACUACUUGAAAAGUACAAGAAUGACCCUGCAAUUGAAGUAGCGGAGACUUGCCAGAUAGCCCUACAGAGACUUGACUGGGUGGCCAACGAUGGAGCCAGUGAGAAGUUAUCUAAGAGUCCGUACUGUUCGAUAGAUCCUGCACCACCAAGCAGUGAGAAUGAUGUGCCCACUUUGAGCAAGACGUUGAUGGAUGAGUCUAAACCGUUAUAUGAGAGGUACAGAGCAAUGUUCAGCUUGAGAAAUAUGGCCACUACUGAGAGUAUAAAAGCUUUGGGAGAAGGCCUCAACGCUAGCAGUGCUCUGUUCCGUCACGAAGUAGCCUUUGUAUUCGGCCAGAUGCAAGAUGAGCGAAGUAUACCUUUCUUAAAGAAAGCCCUUGAGGACACCGCUGAGCAUGAGAUGGUGAGGCACGAAGCAGCUGAAGCGUUAGGGUCCAUAGCUACGGAUGAAUGCACAGAGGUUUUGAAAAGGUACCUCCACGACCCUCGCCCAGUGGUCAGGGAAAGCUGCGAAGUGGCUCUAGACAUGUCUGAAUAUGAGAACAGCCCGGAGUUCCAGUAUGCUAACACAUUGCUCGCCGUCAAGGCUAAGGCGUAGAUAAUAACAGGUUCAUUUCAAAGUAUGCAAAGGGGGCGCGUCUCAAAUAAGUUUGGGAACCAAUGAGGGCUAUCGUUUUAGCGCUCACCAGUUAGCGCCACUGUAGAGUAAGGUCCUGUCACUUGCUAGUAGCGAAGACAGUGGCACCAACUGGUGAGCGCUAAAGUGGUAGGAGGACUAUCGCAUUUGCACUCAUCAAGAUGGCGCCACUGUAGAGUAAGGUCCUGUCAAUCGCCAGGGGUGCCAACUGUUAAGUAUAAAAACGAUAGCCCUCAUUAGUUGAUUUGGUAAUUUGUCUAUUCCACGUCGCCGCCGAAUUCAAUAGAAAAAUAUGUCUGCCGGACACAUCUCUCUUCUCCUUGAUGAUUUUACUGAGUGUUAUUGAGAGCAUUUUUCUUCUUCUGCCUCGUCUUAUCCCUUUAUGCGGGGUCGGCUUUCCCAAUCAUGCGCCGCCAUUUGAUUCUGUCUUUAACGUUUUGUACAUGGAGUCCCGAUACUUUCAUGUCCUUUUGAACAUUAGUUAUUGAGUUAUUCGCUUCUGAUAAUGCAUACUUUGAAAUUAUACUUAUAAUUACCAUAAUAUUAUUG